GUGUGGAAAACUUUUGUAUAUGAACUGUAAUCUUCCCCAAGGGAAGAGCACGCUUAAAGUAAAAUGGCAGAGGAAUUACUGGUGGAAAAAUAUGGGAAAAUUACAGGGCAUCUCACACCUUCUCUGCUGUUAGUGGCCUUCUUGUCCUCAUUUGGGAGCUCCAUGUUAUACGGUUUUAAUUUGGCUGUGGUCAAUUCUCCCGCCCAGUAUAUCAAAGAGUUUUAUAAUGAGACUCUCACUGAGGAGUAUGGUUGGGAGACAGAUGAAGAGUCCCUCACUGUCCUCUACUCACUCACCGUGUCCAUCUUUGCUAUCGGAGGGAUGACCGGGGCCCUGCUAGUUGGCCGACUCGUAACCACCUAUGGGAGGAAAGGGACACUGGUGAGGAUCACAGUGCUGGUGUUUUUGGGUGGAGCUCUGAUGGGCUUCAGCAGGACCUGUAGGAUGCCUGCCAUGGUCAUCCUGGGACGGUUUAUCACAGGGGUUCACUCAGGGAUCUCCCUCAGUGUGGUGCCAAUGUAUCUGGGUGAGAUUGCCCCUAAAAACUUGAGAGGUUUCUUGGGUCUUGUUCCCAGUAUUCACAUUUGUAUGGGAGUCUUUAUUGCUCAAGUUUUGGGACUUGGGGAACUGCUGGGAAAGGAGGAGCACUGGCCUCUGCUCUUGUCUCUGGUGGUUUUUCCGACGAUGGUUCAGCUUCUGUUGUUGCCAUGGUUUCCAGAGAGUCCUCGAUACCUGUUGAUCGAGAAAGGAAAUGUUCACGGCACUAUUGCAGCCCUGAAGUGGUACCGUACCAAAGGGAACAUCCAAGCGGAGGUGGAGGAGAUGCAGGAAGAACAACGCUCCCUGACCUCCAUUGAGACCAUCUCAGUGUGUGGGCUGCUCAAAGACCGCUGUGUGCGCUGGCAGGUCAUCACCAUCAUAGUGGUCAACAUCGGCAUGCAGCUGUCUGGCAUUGAUGCAAUUUGGUUCUACACAAACGAUAUAUUCAAGGACGCUGGGAUUCCUGAGCCCCACAUCCAGUACACGACAGUGGGGACAGGGGCCAUUGAAGUCAUUUCUGGAAUGUUAGGGUGUUUCACCAUCGAGCGUCUGGGUAGAAGACCUUUGAUGAUUGGUGGAUUCCUGUUUAUGGGAGUGUGCUGUGCUGGAAUUACUGUGUCUGUCCUUUUACAGCCUCAUUUAAUAAUCAUGCGGUAUGUCAGUGUAGCCUGUGUUGUUGGGAUCAUUGCUGGCUUCUGCAUUGGCCCAGCCGGGGUACCCUUCCUGAUCACUGCAGAGCUCUUUAAACAGUCUCACCGUCCCGCUGCCUACACUGUGGCAGGCUGCCUUAACUGGCUGUCCAACUUCACCAUAGGAUUCCUCUUCCCUUUCCUGGAGAUGGACAUGGGUCCUUAUUGUUACCUGAUAUUCUGUGUGAUUUGUUUGGGAGUGGCUCUGUACACGACCAUCAUCAUUCCAGAGACCAGGAAUAAAACAUUUAUGGAGAUCAGUCAGAUGUUUGCCUCCAGAAACAACAUCCUUGAAGAUGAGUUAACGUCAAACGGACAUCUCAAAAUGUCUAUGAUGAACGGUUAUGGGACCCUUGGACAUGGUGAUUCGACGUAAAGGGCUAAAGUUUUAGCCAUUUACAUAGAAAAGAGGAAAUCUGCUGCUUUAUGUACAAAGAUCAACACAUACUCAAUCUAGUAAUGUUCAAAAUACGCCUUUAUCCCCAAGACAGACAUCAAGCUGUCACGCAUUUCAACUCAACCAUCAGAGGAAUUUUAAUCAAUGUUACCAUAUCUGAUUUUACACUGAGGCUCUUGUUGUUCUCUAGUAACUGUAAUAUGUUUGAACUAAACCUUUUUUAACUUAUUACUGAUAUUAUUACUGCUUACCAAAACAUAUUUGCUUGUGCAACAUGGUAAAUAGGAUCUUACAUAUUUAUUAUAUUUAUUUAAUAGUCCUACUAUAACCUUAUAUCUGAUAUGAUCUCUACAUAAAGGAGAUAGAAACGCUAUGGCUACUGUAGUAGUCAUUUCACCACUUACACUGGAAAUGAAACAAUCAGACAUGUUUGUAUGGCUCAUCGUUGUUGUAUGCUUUUUUGUUGUAGCUAUUUAACAUACAUCGUAUUAUAAACUCUGUUCUGCCUUUGUUUUUGUUUUUUUACAUUUGCCUUGUCGUUGAGCAUACACAUACUGAUUUGGCAUAGCCUUUAUUUCUCUGACAUUUAUUGGUUUAUGGCCCCUGUCUGUUUCCUGGUUUGUUUAAUGUUUAAAGUAAAAUAAGCCUCUAACAUACAGCUA
Messenger RNA from Periophthalmus magnuspinnatus, 2288 nucleotides. It is a transcript of the gene slc2a15b, whose product is annotated as solute carrier family 2 member 15b. Gene Ontology annotation, molecular function: hexose transmembrane transporter activity. The record is from RefSeq and is a predicted model, not a curated record. Gene Ontology annotation, biological process: monosaccharide transmembrane transport. Lineage: Eukaryota; Metazoa; Chordata; Actinopteri; Gobiiformes; Gobiidae. Bases 64 to 1605 code for a protein of 513 amino acids. The transcript is spliced from 12 exons. Gene Ontology annotation, cellular component: membrane.